This is a messenger RNA of Ruditapes philippinarum (Manila clam), 2190 nucleotides long. RefSeq names its product cartilage matrix protein-like. The transcript is spliced from 6 exons. The record is from RefSeq and is a predicted model, not a curated record. Gene Ontology annotation, molecular function: calcium ion binding. Lineage: Eukaryota; Metazoa; Mollusca; Bivalvia; Venerida; Veneridae. Bases 87 to 1703 code for a protein of 538 amino acids.
AACUUUAAAGAAAACUUCCUCUUUUGUCAUUUAACCAUUAAAGGGUGUAAAUGUUGGCUCUUUCAGUCGUUUAAAAACCGUCAGUUAUGUCUUUUAUUUCUUUAAACGUAAUGAUCGCUGGUAUAACUAUGUGUGUGAUGGUAGCAUAUGUUGAUUGUUACGUUGAACCAACGGAAUGUUUCCAGCCAAAAGUCUACCCUUUUAUAACAGAGAAGGAAUCAAGAAUGUUCAUCAAGGUACACAGGGGUCGCCGAUCUGUGGACUGCACUGGACAUAUAGGUGUCUCAGUAAAUUGUUACAACGAAAGGAGCUGUGAAUGUAAUAAGGCAGCAUGCUCUCAAGAAUCAGAUCGUGAAUACUAUUGUCAUUCCCGCCAUACACCAUGUAGUUCAACACAAAUAUGCUAUCUCAAAACACCUUGUCCUGUUCACUGGGAAACGAAAUGUGGGUAUAACGCAUGUCUGAGCAACCCAUGUAAGAACGAUGCCACGUGUACUGAUUUUGGAAUCAUGUCGUAUGCAUGCAAGUGUAGAUCCGGUUAUGGUGGAAAGAAUUGCGAUAUUGACACGUAUGUAGAUGUUGUGUUGUUAAUUGAUACUUCCAAAAGUCAAAGUGAAGCUGCUCUGUUUAAACAGAGACAGUAUAUAAAGAAUUUCAUAUCAAACCUAUCAAUAGGACCAAAUGAUUUUCAAAUUGCCGUAGUAACAUGUUCUUUACAUGCGAGCGUUGAGAUGUAUUUGAACAGCAAUUUAACUGUAGCAGAAAUGACAACAAUAAUAGACAGUAUCCAAUCUGACAACGGACCAAGUUUUAUAGGUGAAUGUUUUAUGUUUAUAAGGACGGAAAUAUUCACUUCUGAAAAAGGUGCUAGAUAUUACGCACGUAAAUUUGUCAUUGUUUUAAGUGAUGGCAUGUCAAGCAACCCGACUGACACUGUUCUACAGGCAGGCCUUUUGAAGCAGACUGGGGUCGACAUCUUUGCCGUUGCUACGGGAGACCAAAUCAAUCAUAAAGAACUGUCUGAUGUAGCCACACAUUGGGAUAAAGUGUUCUCCGUGAUCACCGACGAUGUCAUGCAUACAAUCUUUAAAACACCAAUUACAGUUAAUACCGCAAAUUGUGAUCACCGUUAUGGCGAUUUAUCUAUAAUUUUUGACAGUUCAAGUGAUAUAUCACCGGUUACAUUUUAUGAGCAAAUAUCUGCUGUUGGAGAUCUUCUCAAGGUCAUUUCACUCGGGCCAGACAAUGUUCAUGUCAGUUUAUACCAAUAUUCUAAUGAUGUUGACGUCGUUUUCAACCUUGACGAAUAUUUCUCAUCUCGAGAUAUGGUCAUAAAACUAAAUGGCAUUACGCAGUCACCCGAAAACGGAAAUACCACAAACGCGCUUAAAUUACUGCAGCAUGCUUUCGUUGUUGCAAAUGGAGCCAGAACAAACGUGAGAAAAAUAGCCUUACUAGUAACAAGCGGAGACUUCCAAGAUGAAAUAUUUGACGAUUUGAUCUCUGAAGCAAAAACUUUAAAAGACAUGGGCGUUAUAUUGGGAAUAGUUUCAGUUGGCAUGAAUGCUAACGUUACUGCAUUACUUAACAUAGCCUCAGAUCCGGCCGUAGUUUAUGUUAUAGGGAAAGAGUUGGACAUAGAUUACAGUGUUCUUUACACUUUAAAUACAUUACUAGAAUAUGACGUUUGUGAAAUAAACUAAGAAUAAGUGCGCAUAGAAUAUUUGUGAGAAAUGCGACGGGUAUUAAUGGCAUUUUCGUCAGUAGACUUCGAUUAAUAGAUUUUUUUAUUUAAAUACAAAUGACUUGAGUCUCGAGAACAUGGCGAAUGAAUCUAUUCAAUUUUUGACAUUACAGUUGGAAACAUCUUCAAUUCUAACAUUUUUUCACUAUUAGUUGGCUGGUUGGUUGAUUUCGGUAUGUAAUAAAUAUACAUGGACAAUUAAAACAACAUGUUUCUAUCUGAACAUAUCAAACUAUUAUCAUUAUUAGUCUUAUUUUGCUUUUCUUUAAAUAAUUGAUAUAUCUUAUAUUUGUCUAUUCAUUUUCGAUGCAAGUUGUAACACAUCAGCCUUCUAAGUCAACAAACGACAAUUUAUUUCGCCUUAUUUAGCACAUAUAUUUAUUGUACAUUGGGAAAAGACUUCAAUAAGCAUUAGGUUGCUUCCAGUCUAAUCCUUUUCUUGUUUU